This is a messenger RNA of Bicyclus anynana (squinting bush brown), 1333 nucleotides long. RefSeq names its product protein phosphatase 1 regulatory subunit 36-like. Lineage: Eukaryota; Metazoa; Arthropoda; Insecta; Lepidoptera; Nymphalidae. Gene Ontology annotation, biological process: negative regulation of phosphatase activity. The transcript is spliced from 10 exons. Gene Ontology annotation, molecular function: phosphatase binding. The coding region runs from base 1 to 1308 and encodes 435 amino acids. The record is from RefSeq and is a predicted model, not a curated record.
AUGGCAGAUGAUGAUGACGAAGGUGGUUUUGGAGGUUUAUAUGAAGACGGGCAUUGGGCAUGGGAUGAGACCACGGAACAAUUAGUCUUUAUAAGUGACCUACCUCCACAACUCAUUGAAGCUAUCCAAUUACCAAUAAAAGUGCCGACUGGAACUAUUGAGUUUAGGGAUGAUAUUGAUUUAAUUGAACAAAUCCGCUUUCGGCGUCGCUAUCAAAGGAAGUUGAAGCCUGGCCAACCAGAUAUUAUUACUUUACAGGAUGUCAAAGAUAUUGCAUUAUUCACAGCUCCGGUGAGCAUUUUAAGCCCUAUGCUGAUAAACGUGCUACACAUCCCUACGAUCGACAGGUUCCUUAGGGCGCUCAUCCUGUGCUGUCAGUAUUAUUUACAGAUAGCGGAUGAAAUGGCAAACCGCAUUAUCGAGUUGGAUACAAAAAUACGUACACCACAUGGUGAAGUUGUUGAAAGCGAGUUCCGAAACAACUUAUCGGAUGUAAGGCUUUUAGUGGCGAAGGAGUAUAGUACAAUGCUCAUCGGCGGAAGUGACACAAAAAAGUUCCAUCACAUGGGCCCAACCAAGAAACGUCGAUCGUUGUCAGAUAAAGAUGCCAGACUCUUUGAAACUCUGCUACGUAUGUGUGUGCAGAUAGUCUGGUUGGCACUUGGACGCAAGGCUUUUAAUCAAAUAGAGCUGGAAGUGAGUAGAGUGUUCAAAUCAGAGAUAUUUAACUCGACGGAGCAUACGUUACACACUGGUUACAUCGCCAAGAUGGCUAAGGAAGAGAAGUCGGUGCUGCUCGGUCAUUGCGUGCGUCACGACAAGAAGCUGAACACGCGUUCGCCUCUCAUGAACGAAGUGUUUUGCCAUCGGGACAUCGACUAUCGUCUGAUGGGACUUGGAGUGAUCAAGUGUGAUCAACCAACACCCAGACUACUCUAUAUGAUGGAAUCUCUCGCGGGUCCGGAAGAGAACUUCUCCAAGUUAGGAAUAGUUCUAGGAAUCCUCGGAAUGCCGCGAUCGAUCUACGAUACGAUGUUACGACCCUUGCCAACGGCAACCACCGAAGGAAAAUCGAAGGCUUCGAUAUCUUCUCGCAGUUAUUCAUCUAAAAGCACCACAAGUUCUACGAGGAGAAGUACGUUGACUGUUAAGAGACUAUAUCCUGACAUAGUUUUACCCAGAAGAGAUUCCAGGGUUAUGCCAUUUCCUGCACAAUUCAACGACGAGCCGGAAAAGAUCAAGCCGUCCAGCGAAACUCAGCGUCGACGUUGGCAGAACAGACUCCAAAGACUUCUUCAUCCACAUUAGAUAUUACAUAUACAUUAAUCUCGAA